AUGCAGAGCAUUGUCGAAUCAUUGCGGCGGUCGCCGCUAGAGCAGGAGCUGUACGAGGACCAGUCAGAGCUUCAGGAGGACUUCGUGGUGGGCCGGGUCCCAUUCCAGAGACUCACCCCUCGAAUCUCGGUCGCACCCGUGGACCGUCCCUAUGAGUUCUUGCGUGCACACACGGAUGAUUCGAAGAACCCAGACUGCCGGAUUAAGAUUGCGCACGGUACGACGACGCUGGCGUUCCGUUUCCAGGGGGGCAUAGUGGUGGCUGUGGACUCGCGUGCAACGGCUGGGCAAUGGAUUGCGUCCCAGACAGUGAAGAAAGUGAUUGAGAUAAACCCUUUUCUACUUGGGACUAUGGCGGGUGGUGCGGCCGACUGUCAGUACUGGGAGACUUGGUUGGGAGCACAGUGCCGACUACACGAGUUGAAGGAAAAGGAGCGCAUCUCGGUGGCCGCUGCGUCGAAGAUCUUGAGCAACCUUGUAUACGAAUAUAAGGGCGCAGGGUUGUCUAUGGGAACUAUGAUUUGUGGAUACACGAAAAAAGAGGGGCCAACCAUUUACUACGUCGACUCCGAUGGGACCCGUCUAAAGGGUGAUCUCUUCUGCGUGGGAUCUGGGCAGACGUUCGCAUACGGUGUCCUUGAUACGAACUACCGCUGGGAUCUGAGCGUCGAAGAUGCUUUAUACCUUGGUAAAAGAUCCAUCCUAGCAGCUGCACAUAGAGAUGCCUACUCCGGUGGUUCGGUAAACCUAUACCACGUGACUGAAAACGGUUGGGUCUACCAUGGCAAUCAUGACGUCGGUGCCCUCUUCUGGGAGAUCAAGGAGAAGGAGAAAUCCUUCAAUAAUGUCCUUGGGUAA
Eremothecium gossypii ATCC 10895 is the source of this 858-nucleotide messenger RNA. It is a transcript of the gene PRE2, whose product is annotated as proteasome core particle subunit beta 5. The coding region runs from base 1 to 858 and encodes 285 amino acids. The transcript has a single exon. The record is from RefSeq and is marked provisional. Gene Ontology annotation, cellular component: proteasome core complex. Gene Ontology annotation, molecular function: threonine-type endopeptidase activity. Lineage: Eukaryota; Fungi; Ascomycota; Saccharomycetes; Saccharomycetales; Saccharomycetaceae.